AUGAAUACAAAAGUUUUCCACGCAAGUGAGAUACCAGACAUCCUCCUCGACAACUUCAACCACAACUCGAAUAAGACAAAAACAAGAAUCACCAUCUCAUACCAAACCAGAACAAAUGGCUUCCCAAAGCCUCCUCCACACUCUCCGGAGGCAACUCCCCGGAAUAAUCACAAGACCAUCACCCUUCCCAACAACAACUCC
Colletotrichum acutatum is the source of this 201-nucleotide messenger RNA. RefSeq lists its product as uncharacterized. The annotation marks the transcript as partial. The record is from RefSeq and is a predicted model, not a curated record. Lineage: Eukaryota; Fungi; Ascomycota; Sordariomycetes; Glomerellales; Glomerellaceae. The transcript has a single exon.